This is a messenger RNA of Cololabis saira (Pacific saury), 4570 nucleotides long. It is a transcript of the gene plekhf2, whose product is annotated as pleckstrin homology domain containing, family F (with FYVE domain) member 2. The transcript has 2 exons. Lineage: Eukaryota; Metazoa; Chordata; Actinopteri; Beloniformes; Belonidae. Bases 198 to 935 code for a protein of 245 amino acids. Gene Ontology annotation, molecular function: phosphatidylinositol binding; metal ion binding. The record is from RefSeq and is a predicted model, not a curated record.
GUGAACGCAGCGCGGCGCUGCCAUGUUGUUGUUCCAGGCUCGGGUCAGUUUCCAGCCGCUGGCGCUGUCUGCGACCACAACACCGCGUUUCUGAGGGACUAAACGCCGCUUUCCCGUUUAUAUCUGGACUACAACCGAGCCGCAACACUCUGCAAAAAGUCACAGGACAACCAGCGCUCCCGUCGGGUGAGGUGAAGAUGGUGGACCGGCUUGCUAACAGCGAGGCCAACUCCAAGCGGAUCGCUAUGGUGGAAAGCUGCUUCGGAGCUGCGGGCCAGCCGCUCGUCAUACCAGGCCGCGUUCUGAUCGGAGAGGGGGUCCUCACCAAGCUCUGUCGCAAGAAGCCCAAAGCACGGCAGUUUUUCCUCUUCAACGACAUUCUGGUCUACGGCAACAUCGUCAUCCAGAAGAAGAAGUACAACAAGCAGCACAUCAUCCCCCUGGAGAGCGUCACCAUCGACACGGUGCCGGACGAGGGCGAGCUGCGCAACGGCUGGCUCAUCAAGACGCCCACCAAGUCCUUCGCCGUCUACGCCGCCACUGCCACGGAGAAGUCCGAGUGGAUGAACCACAUCGGGAAGUGCGUCAGAGACCUGCUGCAGAAAAGCGGCAAGUCUCCGACGGGCGAGCACGCGGCGGUCUGGGUACCGGACUCUGAGGCGUCCGUUUGCAUGCGCUGCCAGAAGGUAAAGUUCACGCCGGUCAGCCGCCGCCACCACUGCAGGAAGUGCGGCUACGUGGUCUGCGGGCCGUGCUCGGAUAAGAAGUACCUCCUGCCCAGCCAGUCGUCCAAACCCGUGCGGGUCUGCGAGUACUGCUACGUGCAGCUGACGUCGGGAAGCCUGGCGCCGCGCUCAGACUCCAUCACCCGGCUGGGGUCAAAGUUUAACAGCAACCUGUCAGACGAUGAGGACGAAGACGACAGCAGUGACUGAGGAACGCACUCCUGACAACCAGCCACAUCUUACUCUACUCUCGCGCUCUUAUUACACUAUGUUCUCUUAUUCGCUUCUAUUUCCCCCCUGAUCUAAUCAUGAUCCACCGUGAGAAGAGUUAACGCUUCCGAGGAUUAAUUCAUUAAUUUGCUUCAGAAUUCAAGACUUUUUCUUAAACCUCAAUGUAUAGUUCCCUUUGUCCCAAUCCAGGAGAGUCAAAUACUUUACUGAACGCAGUUGUUAAUCAGUAAAAUGUGGAUUUAGCGGGGUGAUCACGAGGAGUCUGGGAUUAAGUCUGACUCUUUAUCUCGCCCCCUCCUUCGAUAAUGCCUCCUAGUUAAGAUGCAUUUAGUCACUACAGCAAACAAAGGUGCUACAUUUCCUGUCUGCACUCAAGGUUAAUUUUUUUAAUUUUUUCCCCCCGUUUUUUUUUUUUUUUUCCUGGUCUAUGAACUAAAACAAAGUGAUUGUUGGCAGUGUGCAGGGAAAAAGAUCCACCUCAAUCCUUCAAAUACCAAACAGGGCUUUUUUUUGUUACAGAUGUGGGCAUUUUUCUGCCCUAUUUUUGUAAACGUGUCCUCAUUAAUAUGCAAAAACCUUUUUGUUAGUCAUAACAAUGUAGAUAUUAUGCUAAACCCAGAGAUUAUUUUCUAGAUUACUUAAUAUAGUUGCUUCUGACAAAUCAACUAAAGCUGACUCUCUUUAACACACUUUUGUGAGUGUCCUCAUCCGCUAUCACAAAAAAUUAACUCUGCCCGCUGCCUGUAUGUCACGUAGUGCCUUCUAGAAAACUGAGCAGCCUUCACAGAGGAAGAGGUCGUCAGUUCAUGAAACCAGGCUGCAGAAAUAAAUAAAUAACCAGACUUCAUGACAGGUUGACCCUGAAGCACAUAACACCAACUGUUGUCAUGUGAUUUGUGUGUCAGCAGCAAACGGAAGAUGAAGGGAAAAUACUAAUCCGAUGGCACAAAGGGAAAGUUAGGUUUAGGUUUGGAAAAGAGGAUUUGAAAACACUCUGACCAGCCAGGGAUUGUCAAGGAGGCAGAUUUAGCUGCUAAAUCCAAGAAUCUGGUUUGGAUUUGGUUUGAGUUUCUGCCUUUUACAAACCAGAACAAGAAUAGAAGGGAGUUUUGGUCAGACAGGAGCUGAGGCAGCACACGCGAGGACAAAAAUAAAGCGCAAUGUUUGCCUUUCUCCUGCCAAGGUGAUUAUCCAUGCAGUUUCACUGACUAAAUAUAAAAAAAAAAGAAAAAGCUUAUUACUUGAAAAAUAUUUUACUUUUACUGAGAAAUGUAGAUUAACAGGUAUCUUGCAAUCGAAUCUCAGGUUACUCAAACAAGUAAGUAACGAAGCAGCAAACCAUUUCUCCUCGGUGUGAGUAUCACCUGAACGUGGGACUCGUUUCUCGCAGUGCUUGUCUGAACACAUCUGUGUCUGUGUUGCAACCAAGUUCCUGCUUUACACCCUCCUGAGGAUUCCUGGAACCGGGAUCCAGUAUCACCUCAUGGGUGGAGCUCAGUGGAAACAAAAGGGGAAAAAAAAGUGGCAACAAGAUGGAUUGUGAGUCGGGACAUCGUUGACGGCAACAUGUCAAAUAAGGCCAAGGUUUAGAGUUUUCUUCCAGAUGAACUCUUUGUUUUUUGUUUUUUUUUCCUUCGUAGAGAGUCCAUGCAGACUGUGACCUGAGAAGUGUGUGACAGACUGAACUGUUUAACUUUCUAAUUUCUUGUUGGUUUGAAAAAACUAAUUGUGAACAUGAGAUAAAUGACACGUAGAGAGUAGAGAGAUGUUCUGUUUGUGUAGAGUUUACUUUAAGUGAAUGACUAAUUUUAAUGAAAUGCAAUAAUCAAAAAGCAUCAGAGCUCAGUCUGUGUUUGCAGUCUGUGCAGCUUCUUCAUGUUCAGCAGCUCCGGAGGUUUCCUGGACUGAAAGUCAGGAAAUCUGCAUGUCGUCUUCCUGGCGGUUACUCCUCCCUGUGCUGCUCUGAGGUCAGAUGACCGCACUGAGUCAUAAAGCAAACGCACCUCCUCUGAACUCUGCCCCUCUGCGAGCUAACGCUGCCGUCCUUCCUUCCUUCCUACUUUCCUUCCUUCCUUUCUCGCGCCACCAGAACUUUCCUUCCUAUGAUCUGCAUAGUCUGGUGAUCACAUGACGCCGCGAGUGGUGACAGUCAUGUGAUCUGUCACCGAAUCAGGAACUGAAAAAGGGCUGCAGAGAUUUAGGGUUCGGUAACGCUCACAGAGUACAUGUCGUCUGGUUCAGCUGCAGCUUCUCUACAGCCAGUUUCAUUCCUUUUACUAUAGAUAGUUUCCCAAUGAGCAGCAGGUAAAGAAAACAUGAUUGCUCAGAAAACUGCUGGAAGUUCUGAACUUUAGAAAGCACAAUUUUAGUGGCAAACCCUUUAAACAAAACGGCACAUUAUUUAAUUUUUUUUAGUUUUUCUGACUACCCUUUAUCAUGUCUAAAGGAUUAGAAGUUAGAGGUUUCACUCUUAAUAAGAAAAAAAGUCUAUUUCUCACCAUUCUUUAAGUUUCUUGAGCCUAAGUCUUAGAUUUAUCCUGAGUAACUGCAUCAUUCAAACGUUCAGACUUAAAGGCAGGCUAAGUGAUUCUUCUUACCCAGAUCACGUUUUGUCUCAUUCAGUGAAUAUGCCCUUUAAAAAUAAAUAACAUAAAAUAGAACAGAUCCUCACACACGCUCUGGCUCUGGGAACAGUGUAGGGAUAGUCUGACCUCACAAGACCUAAACAAACGCUGCUCCAGCCGCCGACGGGGGAACGCUCUGUUCUUGUGCACUUGAUGUCGGGGGGAGGAGGAAAUGCCCCAACGCAUUCACAAUGAGGGGUGUUUUCUGUCCUGAGCACUCCGUGUUGUUCUGAUGUUUACUUCCAAAUGUCAACAGAUGUUAAACCAUCGGGAAAUCACUUACCCUGCCUUUAAAUCAUCAGGAUAAAUGUCUUUUCUUUACAGUAUUUAACUGUUGUUAUAAAUUGAUGAACAGUGAGCGGUUUGAGGUUUAACUGAAGACUCGGUGUGAGCAAAAAACAGAUUUUACACCUUAAAUUAGCAAGAUGUUCACCCUGUAAUCAUAGAUGUGCAGGAAAGGGGGCUAAAACAAAGGGUGUGUUGCAUCACAGUGCUGGAAAACCUCUUGCCGAAGUCCUUUGAAUUACACGUGAGCUUCACUCUUGUAAUUAACAUUUUAGCUCGGAGGCAGUGUGGACUUAUGAAUAUGCAACUGAGUAUAAUUUGAGCCUUUGAAAUCAAUAUAGAGUUCUACCCAAGUCAUUGAUAAUCAGACACUUGGAGGUAACUGCAGACGAGCUGUCACACCCGAUUAUGUCGCGGUAACAAACAUGAACCAGGUCUGACUGUCCGUUGUGUUUCUGCAGUGUACCAUGGGUAGAUUCCUGCAGAUCUUUAAUGGGUGUUUAAAAGAGAGGUUGUGGACCUGUAAAGCCUUUUGUUCUCCAGUGUUUUGUCUGCAGUUCUGCAGGUUUGGGGAAUUAAACUCCUCAGAGGUUCAUUUAUGGUUUAAACAGACAAUUAGGAUUUCUGUAAGCUUAUUUUAGAGUCAUGACUGGAACCGGAUGCUGAAAAAACACUGCAUUUUUUGCACCUCCGAGAUGAAAAAAU